Messenger RNA from Chaetomium fimeti, 352 nucleotides. RefSeq lists its product as uncharacterized. The transcript has a single exon. Bases 33 to 248 code for a protein of 71 amino acids. Lineage: Eukaryota; Fungi; Ascomycota; Sordariomycetes; Sordariales; Chaetomiaceae. The record is from RefSeq and is a predicted model, not a curated record.
CAGCGCGCUUGUUGCUCGUCUUGGUGUUGAGGAUGGGGGGAGGUGGCGGAUUGUUAUUGGCCGGGGCGGUCUUGAGGGGCGUGGGUGGGUUGUUGUUGUUGUUGUUGUUGUUGGUGGUGGUGGUUGUUUUGGGAACGGUUGAAAUUUCCGUUGUGGUUGGCUUGUUGGUGGAGGUGGUGGGGGUGGUUACCAAGGGGGACUUUUCGCUGGGUGGCAUGGGGCGGGCGACGGUGGCGGUGUUGCUGUGAGGGCUGCGGGGGGUGGUGAGUCUUGCUACGUGGGCGAAGCUGGGGGUUACCCGGCCGCUGCUGUGACGUCGGGUUGUGUAUUCGUUGUCGUUGUUGGCGAUGUC